This is a messenger RNA of Colletotrichum gloeosporioides, 2247 nucleotides long. RefSeq lists its product as uncharacterized. Lineage: Eukaryota; Fungi; Ascomycota; Sordariomycetes; Glomerellales; Glomerellaceae. Gene Ontology annotation, biological process: arachidonate metabolic process. The record is from RefSeq and is a predicted model, not a curated record. Gene Ontology annotation, cellular component: membrane. The coding region runs from base 1 to 2247 and encodes 748 amino acids. The transcript is spliced from 4 exons.
AUGAGUCGCCAAUCAAGCUUUCCUGUCGAUCUAUGUGAGAAGUGCGAUGAACAGCCCUGCGACGUCACUUGUUCUUGCAGUAACAAGUUCUGCGAGCCAUGUUUCCAGAACAAACACUUGAAGCGCCAUCCAACUCAUCGGCUGGGUGGAUCGAAACGUUCGACUGCCUUCUGGGCUAAGGUCUCCGGUAAGAACUUGGGAAUGAGUUCUCCAAGUCAGAGAGAUAAGUGCUUCAGGGACGAUGAAGCAUCCAAAUGGUUUGGCCUCCACACGGUGGUUAACCCCUCGGGAAGAGUAAAUACCAUCGUUGAGACCAAGAGAUUGUCCCUGCUCAUGGAACGGUCAAUGGAAUUCUAUGGAAACAGUCCCAAGCGCCAAUUUCCGAGCAUCACGUCGUUCAUAGGAGAAACAAACGCUGGGAAGUCCACUCUUGUUCGCUCUCUGAUUUUCCAAGCAAAAAAAGAGCUACUCGAUCGCUUUGGCGCUCCCGAAGCCCCCGUCCCUGCCGACGACAAUAUCGAAACAGCUGCUCUGUCUACAACCGGAGAAGUCAAUCUCUACCCGGAUCCCGCAACAUUUGGAAGUGACUGUCCAAGACUCUUUGCAGAUUGUGAGGGGCUAUUUGGCACGGAACCUGUGGCUUCAAAGCAUCAGACUGAGUGGACAAAACAUGGUAGGUGUUACCUGGUGAAGACCAAGGACGGAUCUGUGAUGGACAGGAGGACUGCCGUCAAAGAGCUCUACCCACGCUUCCUCUACAUCUUCAGCGAUGUCGUCUGUUAUGUGAUGCGCAAUCAAAAGGCAUGGGCAGACUCUGCCCUGAAGCUCUUGGAUUGGUCCAUGAUCGGAGCACAGAGCACUAUUAACCAGCAGUCGCUACCUGCUCUCAUCAUUGUUCUCAAUGGGCCAUUCAUUCAAAACAAAAACUGGCUAUCUGGUGAUGAAGAUGCAGUCACGUCCAGCUUUUUCUCAGCUAUCGAUCCUGAGAUCACGGAAAAUGCCAGAGUAAGGAAGCUAGCUGCUCUUCACGGAUCCUCGACAAUGAGACAGCUCUUCGAAAAGAGCUUCUCUAGUGUUCAUGUCCAUUACAUCCCUCAGGAAGGCUACGGGGAUCUGGGAACCACAGAGAUUAUGUGCCAGCAAUACUCGAAACUUGCGCACCGGGUAGAAUUCGAUUCUAUCCGUGUUCAGAAUCUCAGACAAAAGGCAUGGACCCGGUUCGAUGUCAGACAGUUGAACCUCGUCACGGAGUUUGCUUUCCAACACUUGGCUAGCGGCAAUUCUGCACCAUUCGACUUCGACAAGUGUAGGAAAGAACUCUCUAUUCCUGGAAGCCUGGAGGAGAACUUCUCAAGCUUUAUUCGGUAUGCCUUGGAAGACAACCCAGAGGAAAGACUUGAAUCCACGACAGGUGUCUUAGCAACGAGCAUUUUGCUGAACAGCCUUCGAGUUGAAGGGCGCAAGCUUAUUUCACAUCCUGACUUUGUAUUCAAUGGGGAUCUGAAGUCAAUCUGUAUGAAAGCUGUGGAUUCUUUCCUCAUUGUUUACAGACGUUGUGGGUUCGUCGAUCCACAGACUGGGGAUAGAUGUGUCAACCUCAGGUAUGGUCAUGCCUUGGGCCACCAGAGCAGGACUGGCGCUAUCCUGAGCGAUGGACCGUUUGUCCAAGGUGUCUUUGACAAAUCACUCUUCCUCGAACUGAUACACUCGACUCUCCGGAAAACGAUGGAGUCGAUCGAUGAAGCUAAAGCGCCCAGCAUGGUACGCCAAACAAGCUGGCGCACACUAGUCGCUGAGAGACACAAGGCGCAGCUUUCAGCCCUUCGUCAACUUCAGGGAUAUCCUCGGUGGGACUCGAAGUCCGAAAGAAUUGCAAACAACGACACGUUACCAAAGAUAUGUCUGGGAUGUCUAUUCGGCCGCGUUGAGUUCGUUUUACCGUGCUCUCACCAGCUUUGCGUCGACUGUUUAGAAGACUUCGAUUCAACAUCUGACGACUGCAAAUACCCAGGUAAUCACACUCAUAUCGAAUGUGUCAUUUGCAAAGCCUCCGGCGGACCGAAUUGGCCUUUCAACAUUCAGACACGGCCUCCCCUUUCAGGCCUACGAGUCCUCUCACUUGAUGGGGGUGGCGUUCGUGGAAUUGUCGAGCUCACGAUUCUCAAGCGUCUAGAGGAUUUUGUUGGUCUCGAUGUUCCGAUCGGGCGAUUCUUCGAUCUCAUGGUUGGCACCAGCGCUGGUAAGUAA